Messenger RNA from Procambarus clarkii (red swamp crayfish), 2367 nucleotides. The record is from RefSeq and is a predicted model, not a curated record. Lineage: Eukaryota; Metazoa; Arthropoda; Malacostraca; Decapoda; Cambaridae.
AUGGAGAAUGUGGGGAGGGAAGAAGAGCAGGUCAGCUUAGUCAGCCAGCUGCGUCACAGGGAACAAGCAGUCCAGCUGCGUCACAGGGAACAAGCAGUCCAGCUGCGUCACAGGGAACAAGCAGUCCAGCUGCGUCACAGGGAACAAGCAGGCCAGCUGCGUCACAGGGAACAAGCAGGCCAGCUGCGUCACAGGGAACAAGCAGUCCAGCUGCGUCACAGGGAACAAGCAGGCCAGCUGCGUCACAGGGAACAAGCAGUCCAGCUGCAUCACAGGGAACAAGCAGUCCAGCUGCGUCACGAGGAACAAGCAGGCCAGCUGCGUCACGAGGAACAAGCAGUCCAGCUGCGUCACGAGGAACAAGCAGUCCAGCUGCGUCACGAGGAACAAGCGGUCCAGCUGCGUCACGAGGAACAAGCAGUCCAGCUGCGUCACGAGGAACAAGCGGUCCAGCUGCGUCACGAGGAACAAGCGGUCCAGCUGCGUCACGAGGAACAAGCGGUCCAGCUGCGUCACGAGGAACAAGCGGUCCAGCUGCGUCACGAGGAACAAGCGGUCCAGCUGCGUCACGAGGAACAAGCGGUCCAGCUGCGUCACGAGGAACAAGCGGUCCAGCUGCGUCACGAGGAACAAGCGGUCCAGCUGCGUCACGAGGAACAAGCGGUCCAGCUGCGUCACGAGGAACAAGCGGUCCAGCUGCGUCACGAGGAACAAGCGGUCCAGCUGCGUCACGAGGAACAAGCGGUCCAGCUGCGUCACGAGGAACAAGCGGUCCAGCUGCGUCACGAGGAACAAGCGGUCCAGCUGCGUCACGAGGAGCAAGCGGUCCAGCUGCGUCACGAGGAGCAAGCGGUCCAGCUGCGUCACGAGGAGCAAGCGGUCCAGCUGCGUCACGAGGAGCAAGCGGUCCAGCUGCGUCACGAGGAGCAAGCGGUCCAGCUGCGUCACGAGGAGCAAGCGGUCCAGCUGCGUCACGAGGAGCAAGCGGUCCAGCUGCGUCACGAGGAGCAAGCGGUCCAGCUGCGUCACGAGGAGCAAGCGGUCCAGCUGCGUCACGAGGAGCAAGCGGUCCAGCUGCGUCACGAGGAGCAAGCGGUCCAGCUGCGUCACGAGGAGCAAGCGGUCCAGCUGCGUCACGAGGAGCAAGCGGUCCAGCUGCGUCACGAGGAGCAAGCGGUCCAGCUGCGUCACGAGGAGCAAGCGGUCCAGCUGCGUCACGAGGAGCAAGCGGUCCAGCUGCGUCACGAGGAGCAAGCGGUCCAGCUGCGUCACGAGGAGCAAGCGGUCCAGCUGCGUCACGAGGAGCAAGCGGUCCAGCUGCGUCACGAGGAGCAAGCGGUCCAGCUGCGUCACGAGGAGCAAGCGGUCCAGCUGCGUCACGAGGAGCUAGCGGUCCAGCUGCGUCACGAGGAGCUAGCGGUCCAGCUGCGUCACGAGGAGCAAGCGGUCCAGCUGCGUCACGAGGAGCAAGCGGUCCAGCUGCGUCACGAGGAGCAAGCGGUCCAGCGGCGUCACGAGGAGCAAGCGGUCCAGCGGCGUCACGAGGAGCAAGCGGUCCAGCGGCGUCACGAGGAGCAAGCGGUCCAGCGGCGUCACGAGGAGCAAGCGGUCCAGCGGCGUCACGAGGAGCAAGCGGUCCAGCGGCGUCACGAGGAGCAAGCGGUCCAGCGGCGUCACGAGGAGCAAGCGGUCCAGCGGCGUCACGAGGAGCAAGCGGUCCAGCGGCGUCACGAGGAGCAAGCGGUCCAGCGGCGUCACGAGGAGCAAGCGGUCCAGCGGCGUCACGAGGAGCAAGCGGUCCAGCGGCGUCACGAGGAGCAAGCGGUCCAGCGGCGUCACGAGGAGCAAGCGGUCCAGCGGCGUCACGAGGAGCAAGCGGUCCAGCGGCGUCACGAGGAGCAAGCGGUCCAGCGGCGUCACGAGGAGCAAGCGGUCCAGCGGCGUCACGAGGAGCAAGCGGUCCAGCGGCGUCACGAGGAGCAAGCGGUCCAGCGGCGUCACGAGGAGCAAGCGGUCCAGCGGCGUCACGAGGAGCAAGCGGUCCAGCUGCGUCACGAGGAGCAAGCGGUCCAGCUGCGUCACGAGGAGCAAGCGGUCCAGCUGCGUCACGAGGCGCAAGCGGUCCAGCUGCGUCACGAGGAGCAAGCGGUCCAGCUGCGUCACGAGGAGCAAGCGGUCCAGCUGCGUCACGAGGCGCAAGCGGUCCAGCUGCGUCACGAGGCGCAAGCGGUCCAGCUGCGUCACGAGGCGCAAGCGGUCCAGCUGCGUCACGAGGAGCAAGGUGUAGUGUCCCCUUCACCGCCUUUAAGUUAUCUCUGGCCUGAAGAGACUGGCGGGAUUCCAUCCCUCUUCGGUGUUUCCCGGUAG